Molecule: messenger RNA, 1665 nt
Organism: Glycine soja
Lineage: Eukaryota; Viridiplantae; Streptophyta; Magnoliopsida; Fabales; Fabaceae
Product: two-pore potassium channel 3-like
Exons: 2
Coding region: 37-1182 (381 amino acids)
Biological process (GO): stabilization of membrane potential; potassium ion transmembrane transport
Cellular component (GO): plant-type vacuole membrane
Molecular function (GO): potassium ion leak channel activity
Source: RefSeq, a predicted model, not a curated record
GUAAUCACCAGUCCUCAACUGCAAUUUGAAUGCACCAUGCAGGAGUCCCUCCUGAGAUCUUGCUCUAGGAAAGCAGACUCACCAAACAGAUCAUCACCUGGGGAACUAUCUAUCCAUGAUCUUGCUCUUGCCCUUGCCCCAUCCCUGUUCCAAUCUAGUUCUCAUCAUGUCACCAAUGAAGCCAAGACUUCUAUGCACCUCAUAGCCAACUUGGCCUUCAAGAAAGGAAAGUUUAUCCAUCGCUCUCGCUCUGCACCAUCUUUAUUAUUCACUGACAUGGGAUUAGAUUUUCAAGAACCAUCUGAACCACACAAGUCAUCAACUUCAAUAGUGAGGCUAUCUUUUCUUGGUGUUUUCUUGUAUGUGGCAAUUGGGGUGACAGUGUACAUGACUAGUGGGAGUUUCAGGGGCACUACCACUUUCAGGCCUGUAGAUGCUGUGUACUUUACAAUGGUAACUCUCUGCACUAUUGGAUAUGGAGAUAUUGUUCCUGACUCCACGUUUACCAAGAUCUUUACAUGUGGUUUCAUUUUGGUGGGUUUUGGAUUUCUUGGUUUUCUGCUCAAUGGAUUGGUUGCAUACAUUUGUGAUACACAAGAGGCAUUCUUGUUGAGCAUGAUGGAUGAGAAUAGAUAUAAGAAAAUUCUCAGGACUUAUAUGGUUGAUGAAGAGAAAGGAAGAAUGAGAAUAAGAACCAAAGUUUGUCUGGCUUUGGCUGUUGUGAUUGGCUGCAUUGCUAUAGGAACAGUCACAGUGCACUUAGUUGAGGACCUGAAUUGGGAUGACAGUAUUUAUCUCUCCAUUACUUCGGUUACAACGGUUGGUUAUGGGGAUUUUUCUCUCAGAACAGUAACCGGAAGAUGCUUUGCAAUUAUAUGGCUUUUGGUAAGCACACUGGCAGUUGCCAGGGCCUUUAUAUACCUUACUGAAUAUAGUAUUCACAAGAGAAAUCGUAAGAUGGCACAAUGGGUUCUUCAGAAGAAGAUAACCUUAUCAGAUUUAGCAGCUGCAGACCUUGAUAAUGAUGGAUCAAUCAGCAAGUCUGACUUUGUCAUAUACAAGCUUAAGCAAAUGGGGAAGAUUACUGAGAUAGACAUUCUGCAAAUAAGCAAACAAUUUGAUUCCUUGGAACAUGGCAUGUAUGGCAAGAUUACUCUUGCUGACCUCAUGGAUACUGUCUAAUAAAUCCAAACAUAUCUUCUAAAAGGGCAGAGCAGUAGUACACGAGACUGCCACUAUUGUAGAGUGUCUCAUGUUUGCAAUCUUAUCCCAUGAAUAGAGUGACUAUUUCUUCUACUAAAACUAGAGACUAUCAUUCAGGCCACAAAGAUAACCUUAGUGUUAUCUCAUCCUUUAUUCUUUUUUUUGGGUCAAACGUUAUAAGUGUAUUGCACAUCAUUACCAAGCAUUUGCCCAUACGCAUGAAAUACGGAUAUUCAGUGAACAGAACUAUAGAAGCAUUGGCCUUUACUUGCACCAAUACUUGUGAAAAUUGAAAAGCAUAAGGUCACGGGUGCCCAUUAUUAUUUGUACUUCUUAGUGCUAGUUCUAUUUGUUUCUUGAUGUGAUGUCAUACUAAUGUAAAAAUAAUACACAAUAUGGAUUUUUGUGGUACUCUAUUUUGAAAAUCAGCAGCUAAAAUAAUAGCUAUAAUACUGAAACAAA